ACCAAUCUCAAAAAGCAAGGCGUCCUUCCAUUGACUUUCUCCGACCCCAAAAAUUACGACAAAAUCCAACCGACGGACAGAAUAUCAUUACUCGAACUCAAGAGUUUAUCGCCGGGAAAGACAGUUAAAUGCGAACUCAAACAUAAGGACGGAUCAAAAGAUGUGAUUGAAUUGAAGCACACAUUGAAUGACUUACAGAUCCAGUGGUUUAAAGCCGGCAGUGCUCUCAACAGAAUGGCUGAACUUAAGAAAUAAAAUCAUUUAUAUUUUAUUUUAUAAAUACUACUAGUUACUUUAAUAACAUUUAAUCGAUAGUUAAUAAAAAUAAAUGACAUUUGAAUGCAUGAAAGCAAAA
Molecule: messenger RNA, 355 nt
Organism: Medioppia subpectinata
Lineage: Eukaryota; Metazoa; Arthropoda; Arachnida; Sarcoptiformes; Oppiidae
Source: the annotation of a GenBank genome assembly